GUGAUGAACAGCAGUGGAACCAUCAACAAAACACAACAAAUAUGGCGAGUUUACUCAAUGAUAUGAUUAGGGUUUUGAGAUAGUAAAAUUUUAUGGUCACUCCUCGCUUUUCUCGUCCCCUUCCAGCCUACCGAUAUCCAGGAAUAAAUAAGUAGCCUCUUAUAUUAAAAGCAGAAUUAAUUUUUUAAUUAAAAACUUCUAAUUUAACCCAAUAGUCUACAUAGAGAAAUACUUUACAUUAGCAACUGAAUUUUAAUGUACGGUGAUGAAGAAGUUAACAAUGGUGAUUGGUCUGUAAUUCCUUCUAGUCUUUCAAGAGCCAAGAACCUCCGGGCCGUCUCGCCAAUUUAGCCUGUACAUAAUUUUGUAAAGUAAAAGUUGCAUGAGGGAUGAAGGGAAAGAAGGAGUUGGGUCACAGGUGCGAAGACUGCGGAAGGGAGUUCACCCUCGCGUACAACCUGAAGAAGCACAGGCGUACGCACACAGGCGAGAAGCCGUACCGGUGCAAAGAGUGCGGCCAGUCGUACAGCCAGAGCGGCGGGCUCAAGAACCACAUAAUGAGCAUACACAGAUCGGACCAGGUCUUCAACUGUCACUACUGCGGAAAGGGGUUUCCGAUCAAAGACAGGCUCAAGCUUCACCUACGCAUACACACUGGCGAGAAGCCUUACAGUUGCCCUCACUGCCCGAAGAAGUUUGCAAGGGGUAGCCAGCUCUCGCAGCAUCUGAGGACGCAUACGAAAGACAGGCCGUACAUCUGCGCUCUAUGCGGUGCCAAUUUUGUAUGCAAGACGAACCUGUUGAACCACAUAAAACGGCAUCAGGGCGAGCGCAACUACACGUGUCACAAGUGCGGCAAGGGUUUCAUAAGGCGCGACGGCCUCCAGAAGCACCUCAUGUGGUACCAUGCGAACUAUAAGGCGUUUGAAUGCAAGAUAUGCAACAAGAAGUACAAGGGUCACCUGCUUCAGCACAUGCGCAUCCAUAUGGCCGAGAAACCGCAUGCCUGUUCACAUUGCAAUAUGAGGUUUGUUCAAAGAUCCCAGUUGACAGUACAUGAAAGGACACAUUCGGGCAUUAAGCCUUAUCGAUGUGCUGUGUGCCAUAUGGCAUUUGCACAUUCGACAGCUUUGAAGAUGCACGUACGGCGGCACACGGGUGAAAAACCAUUCAAGUGCCUCAUCUGCAAAGACAAGGCAUUUUCCCAGCUGCCUCAUCUGAAGAAACACAUGCUUUCGAUUCACAAGACGAACAAGCCGUACAUCUGCACUGGCUGCCAGUCGUACUUCAAGACGAAGAACCAACUGCUCGAACACGAAGAGACAUGCGAACGAGUAUCUAGGAAGAAAAUGGAGCCCGAGUUCGAGGGCGGGAUGCCACUAGAGAAAAUGAGACUCCUUUUAGCGGUGCUCCUCCAAAGGAUUUCGACACCGGAAAAGUUACAGAACCUAGGCUAUGGGAAAAGGCUGAUAGACCUCGUACUCAAAGAUUCGAUUGAACAGUCGGGACGAGAUCCUUGCAAAGAAAAUGACCUGUCCGAGUCGGAACGCCUCAAGAAAAAUGUGGAGAUCCUCCUCGAGUGGACUGUUCCGAAAGUGUACAUGGACAAGUUCAAACAGGAGAAACGCUCGAUGGAGGAGCUACUAGAAGAAUUUACUACAUGACGCACAAAACGAA
This is a messenger RNA of Cimex lectularius (bed bug), 1677 nucleotides long. RefSeq names its product zinc finger protein 501-like. Gene Ontology annotation, cellular component: nucleus. Lineage: Eukaryota; Metazoa; Arthropoda; Insecta; Hemiptera; Cimicidae. Bases 390 to 1664 code for a protein of 424 amino acids. The record is from RefSeq and is a predicted model, not a curated record. The transcript has 3 exons.